Molecule: messenger RNA, 1362 nt
Organism: Scylla paramamosain (green mud crab)
Lineage: Eukaryota; Metazoa; Arthropoda; Malacostraca; Decapoda; Portunidae
Product: glutamate receptor ionotropic, NMDA 3A-like
Exons: 6
Coding region: 1-1362 (453 amino acids)
Cellular component (GO): membrane
Molecular function (GO): ligand-gated monoatomic ion channel activity
Source: RefSeq, a predicted model, not a curated record
AUGGUGGGACAUGUGUGGCUCCUUGCACUCUUAGCGCCGUACGUCACUGUGGCUGGAACCUUCUUAAUGCCACAGAAGCAGGAAAAAUUGCUGCGAGUGUUAAGUGAGGUGGCGUCUGGCCCCGCCCGCGGGCAGUUGGUAAUAUUACAUCUUGAUGCUGCCAUUCCCGUGGAUUUGUUUGAGGCGGCCGUGCGGUCAUUGCGACCCACGCUGCACUCCACACUAACCUUUGGGAACGACCACAGCUGGCCGCCGCCUGACCUUAAGUGGGGAGUCAUUGAGAACGGCUCCUGGGUCGGCGUGCUCGGCAUGAUUGCCAGAGGCGAAAAAAAUUUCACCAUCAAUUCAUUUUCCUUAACAGAUGAUCGAACACAGGUGUUUGACGCCUCCACGUGCAUACAGAUAGACCCGUACUCCGCAUUCCUCCCUAGUCCACAGCAGCUUCCCAAGUGGCUGAGCAUCUUUCGGCCAUUCACUACAACCGUAUUGGCGAGCCUAGUUCUGACUACUGUCAUGUGUUCAAUUUUACUGCUUCUCAAGGAGCGACUUAGGAAGAGGCUGGGAGUUCCUCAGCCGUCGCAGGGAUCGGCAACAUCCUUCUGGCUGGUUCUGCAGGGUUCCCUGGUGGGGCAGAGUGUACCAGGCCUCCCUAAAGCUCUAUGGCAGAGAACUUUCGUGGCCGUAUGGCUGAUUUCCUGUCUCGUCGUCACCGCUGCGUACUCCAGCAAUUUGGUCGGCAUCCUAACAAGUCCUGCGUAUUACCGGCAUCUCCACACCUUACAAGAGCUUGUCGAGAGUGACUAUAGGCUCGCUCUUGUGGAUAACGGGAGCUACAUCGCGGCGCACAUAAAGAACAACAAUGAAUCGUCCCUGCAAUCCUUUCAGCAGAGGAUGGAUGUGUUUCCCACCUAUAAGGAAGCUAUUGCUGCUCUGGAGAAGGGCAGUCACAUCAUGCUCCAGAUUAGGGGUUACCUAAGCCUGGAAUUGCAUAAGUAUUUAGAGGACGAAUAUUGGUACAUGCUGCAGCAGAAUGUUGCUAGUGGACAGCAGGUGUGGUAUUUCGCAAAACAUACGCCAUGGAAACACAAGUUCGAUGAAGUAAUCAGACAGUUAUCCUGGUUUGGCUUCAUAGAGCACUGGCGAGAGGUCGAGGAAGAGGCCUGGAAGAAGACCAUCAAGCCGACCCGUAAAGGAGGAAAGCGGGAAGACAGCAGUCCCGCCCAGUCCCUCACCCUGUCUCACCUUCAAGGAAGCUUCUACAUCCUUAGCAUUGCCUGGGCACUCAGCGUGCUCGUCUUUUUCCUGGAAAUCUCAAGCCACCGCUACAGUGUGACUUGUUCCACGGACAUGCUGGUCGCUUAG